Messenger RNA from Acinonyx jubatus (cheetah), 2344 nucleotides. RefSeq lists its product as uncharacterized. The transcript is spliced from 2 exons. The record is from RefSeq and is a predicted model, not a curated record. Gene Ontology annotation, molecular function: aspartic-type endopeptidase activity; nucleic acid binding. Gene Ontology annotation, biological process: DNA integration; proteolysis. NCBI's taxonomy places the organism in Eukaryota, Metazoa, Chordata, Mammalia, Carnivora, Felidae. Bases 1 to 1791 code for a protein of 596 amino acids.
AUGGCGGCAGAGGAGCAGAGAGAGGGUUUGGACCCUGUCCCCGAACCCAGGGUAACUCUUAAAGUGGAGGGGACCCCUAUUGACUUCCUUGUCGACACCGGAGCACAACAUUCGGUCCUCCGCACCCCACAAGGAAAACUAGCCAGCAAGAAGUCCUGGGUACAAGGGGCAACUGGUAUGAGCCAGUAUUCAUGGACUACCCGAAGAACAGUAGAUUUGGGAACGGGCCGGGUAUCCCACUCCUUUAUGGUAAUACCAGAAUGCCCCUACCCACUGUUAGGACGGGACUUACUGACCAAGAUUGGAGCUCAGAUAACUUUCAGACAAGGGGGGCCUCAGGUCACCGAUGCCAAGGGCCACCCCAUCCAGGUCCUGACCAUGAAACUGGAGGAUGAAUACUUCCUCCACCAGGAGGCGCUCCCGAGAGAGAAUAAUAUAGACAGAUGGCUACAAGAAUUCCCCUCGGUUUGGGCAGAGACGGGGGGGAUGGGACUAGCCGCUCACAGGACCCCAGUCCUGGUAGAGCUCAAGCCAGGAGAGAGUCCAGUAAGGAUCAAACAAUACCCCAUGUCUCAGGAGGCCUGGAAGGGGAUCCAGCCACACAUCCGGAGACUACGAAGCCUAGGGGUACUAGUUCCUUGCCAGUCUGCCUGGAACACCCCCUUACUGCCGGUCAAAAAGCCUCACACAAAUGACUACCGACCGGUACAAGACCUCCGGGAAGUAAAUAAGAGGGUUGCGGACAUACACCCAACUGUUCCCAACCCAUAUACUCUCUUGAGCUCCUUGGCGCCCUCCAGGGUCUGGUAUACUGUACUAGAUUUAAAGGACGCCUUCUUCAGUCUGCCGCUGGCACCCCAGAGCCAACCCUUGUUCGCCUUCGAGUGGCAUGAUCCGGAGGAGGGCUACAGUGGGCAACUCACCUGGACACGGCUACCUCAGGGAUUCAAAAAUUCACCCACCAUCUUCGACGAGGCUCUACACGAGGACCUGGUAUUUACAGACACCUUCUCUGGCUGGGUGGAGGCAUACCCAACCAAGCAUGAAACGGCUCAGACGGUGGCUAAGAAGCUACUAGAAGACAUCUUACUCAGGUAUGGUUUUCCUGCCAUGGUAGGAUCAGACAAGGGACCAGCUUUUAUCUCGCAGGUAACACAGGCAGUAGCCAAGGCGGUGGGGGCAAACUGGAAAUUACAUUGUGCUUAUAGGCCCCAGAGCUCAGGACAGGUAGAAAGAAUGAAUAGAACCCUAAAAGAGACCCUUACCAAAUUAACCAUGGAGACUGGCGGGGACUGGGUGACUCUCCUACCGUACGCCCUUUACCGGGUUAGAAACACUCCUUACAUUCUGGGUUUUACUCCCUACGAGAUCAUGUUUGGCAGGCCACCCCCUGUUAUUCCCAGCCUUCGAGCUGAACUUAUUGCUGAGUUUAAAGAUCAAGAACUUUUUCUUUCCUUGAGCGGGCUCCAGAGGGCGCACGAGGACAUUUGGCCGCGCCUCCGUGCCAUCUACGAGGCUGGCCCGAUCCCGACACCUCAUCAGUACAGGCCGGGAGACUGGGUCUACGUCAAGAGGCACCACCGAGAGACUCUCGAGCCGCGCUGGAAGGGACCCUACAUCGUGGUGUUGACAACCCCCACCGCUCUCAAGGUAGACGGCAUCGCGACCUGGGUCCAUCACACCCACGCUCAGCCUGCGGACCCCUCCUCGAUCCGGAAGGACGUUGUCACGCGAUGGGCCAUCAGUCGGGACCAACACAACCCGCUCAAGCUCAAGCUACAGCGCAUUUGACCUACCUAAUAUUGGUAACUCUGUUAACUCUGCUUGUCAUUGCUCAUGCUGCCGGGAGUCCCCACACCCCCCAAAACAUCACCUGGCAGAUCAUAGACACCAGCUCAGGGACAAUACUUAAUCAGACGUCCCAGAGCCACCCCAGGGACACUUGGUUCCCAGAACUUUGCGUAAACCUCCAAACUCUGUUCCCCUUGUCACCAUAAAUGCAGCCGGUCCCAUGAUUGGGUCCCUAAGCUACAUGACAAGGGGGGAAUGAAAGGGCAGGCCUACGCCAGCCGACUCCAUCUUGUUCUGUGUCCUUCACCUUGACCACACCUCCUCCCCUUGAGUAACCCCCCCCUCACCUGCCUAACAGGACUCGACCCUUCCCCAGGACCCUUCCCCAGCCAAUCGGCUGAGGCCAUAGCCAUUACCUCACCAACUGCCCCCAGGCCCCAAUAAAACCUUUGUCCUUUUGAAACUCGCGCUCUUUCCCUGGUAUCUCACCGCUGCGUCGGUGCAGGUAGGGGAUUGAGCUCGAGCUAGCUCGAAUAAAGGCUCUUUGCUUUUG